Messenger RNA from Cloeon dipterum, 645 nucleotides. RefSeq names its product protein TsetseEP. The record is from RefSeq and is a predicted model, not a curated record. The transcript has 4 exons. Bases 1 to 645 code for a protein of 214 amino acids. NCBI's taxonomy places the organism in Eukaryota, Metazoa, Arthropoda, Insecta, Ephemeroptera, Baetidae.
AUGUCAACAGCAUCUACCAUUCCAGCAUCAACUCAUAGCACGACCUCGCACACUGAAGACAACAAUGUCAACAUUGCUACUGGACACGAGCAGAUACAACUAGCACGUCUACCAGAACCCUUGCCUGCAUCUCAACCCCGACCAGAACCGCAACCCCUGCCAGCGAUUGAUGAAGAAACAGAGCCGACAGUGGGUGUUGAUCCUCCAUCUGCCAACACUUGUUCUCCGUACGUGCUAACCUUUGUCGAAGAAGAACAAGGACUUAAGCAGAUACCACAACCCCUGCUGGCAAUGCAACCCAUCCCAGAACCACCACCCUUUCCAGAACCGCAACCCCUGUCUGAACAACAACCCACGUCAGAACCGCAACCCCUGUCUGAUCAACAACCCAUUGCAGAACCACAACCCUUGCCAGAACAACAACCCAUUGCAGAACCCCAACCCUUGCCUGAACCACUACCCCCGCCAGCUGUUGAGAGUGAAGACGAGACAGUGCCAAAAGUGCUAGCUGAUCCACCAUCAGCUAAUAUUCACUCUCCGUACGUCCUUAACUUUGACGUAGAAGGACAAGAGGAAGAACCAAACCCGCCUUUUGUUCCACGACACAGCAUGAGACUGAAGGCAAAGAAAACUCUUCCAAAAUAG